AUGGCGUUUAGACCUCCUGCGAGGACGUCGCUGCAGCGUGGCACAGCGGGUUCUCGUACAGCCUCUGUGGCUGCUAGGCGCCUGGUUGUGCCGCGUGUCUCGCUGCUGGACGCCAUUGUCAAGCCGAUCACCACCAGCGGCCAGAUCGAUGACCUGAAGAAGGGCAUCGCCACGUUCUACGAUGAGAGCUCUGGGCUGUGGGAGGAGGUCUGGGGGGAGCACAUGCACCACGGCUACUAUCCGGCUGGCGGCGCUCCCAAGUCCAACCAGCAGGCGCAGAUUGAUAUGAUAGAGGAGACGCUUUCUUGGGCCGGCGUGGACACGCCACCCAAGACGAUGGUGGACGUCGGCUGCGGCAUCGGCGGCAGCAGCCGCCACAUAGCCCGGAAGUAUGGCUGCACGGCAAAGGGCAUCACGCUCAGCCCCGUGCAGGCGGCGCGCGCCAACGCGAUCAGCGAAAAGGCGGGCCUUGGGGACAAGUGCUCCUUCCAGGUCGCGGACGCCCUGCACCAGCCCUUUGACGACGGCAGCUUCGACCUGGUCUGGUCGCUCGAGAGCGGAGAGCACAUGCCCAACAAGCCGCAAUUCGUGCGGGAGCUGGCGCGCGUCUGUGCCCCCGGCGGCCGCGUCAUCAUUGUCACCUGGUGCCACCGCGUCCUGCAGCCCGGGGAGGAGCGGCUCAACGCCGAGGAGCUGGUGGGGGCCCUGCUGUCCCUGCUGGACCGCAUCUGCGAGGCAUACUACCUGCCCGCCUGGUGCAGCAUCGCCGACUACCAGCGCCUGUUCGAGGCGGAGGGGCUGGUUGACGUGAAGACAGCCGACUGGUCCAACGAGGUGGCGCCCUUCUGGACGGAGGUCAUCCGCAGCGCCCUCACCACAAAGGGGAUUGCUGGACUGUUCAAGGCCGGCUGGACGACCAUCAAGGGGGCGCUUGUGAUGCCCCUGAUGGCGCAGGGCUUCAGGAUGGGCCUUGUCAAGUUCGUGCUGAUCACAGCCAAGAAGCCUGAAUGA
Monoraphidium neglectum is the source of this 1011-nucleotide messenger RNA. Its product is annotated as Methyltransferase type 11. The coding region runs from base 1 to 1011 and encodes 336 amino acids. The record is from RefSeq and is a predicted model, not a curated record. Gene Ontology annotation, biological process: methylation. Lineage: Eukaryota; Viridiplantae; Chlorophyta; Chlorophyceae; Sphaeropleales; Selenastraceae. Gene Ontology annotation, molecular function: S-adenosylmethionine-dependent methyltransferase activity. The transcript is spliced from 10 exons.